Molecule: messenger RNA, 2723 nt
Organism: Coregonus clupeaformis (lake whitefish)
Lineage: Eukaryota; Metazoa; Chordata; Actinopteri; Salmoniformes; Salmonidae
Product: leucine-rich repeat transmembrane protein FLRT3-like
Exons: 2
Coding region: 401-2365 (654 amino acids)
Molecular function (GO): protein binding
Source: RefSeq, a predicted model, not a curated record
ACCCCGAAAACUCAUGCUUUUCCUUUGACAGGAAAAGCCUGAAGCUUUGUCUUUGAGUUUGAGUGGAGAUGCUUUUUCCUACCAGCUUAUCUUCCAUGGCAAAACCUUUGACAACGCAAGAGGAGGGUCAGCCAACAAACACGGAUCAGUUCAGUUCAAACACACUGAUCCGGGACACAAUAUAGCCAAGGGUAUAACCAAGGGUAUAACAAAACCCCUUCUCUCUCUUACUACGCUAAUAGACUUUCUGAAAAGACCUAAUAGGAAAGAUUUCAACAUAAAUCUUGACUGGAUCUGCUGGAUCUGCUGGAUCGGGAUUGGUCGGUGGCUGGAGAUCGAUUAUUUUAAAUCAGGGGUUCCUGAGUGGUCACACUGCCAGACACCACAACCUCAAAACAAGAUGGCCGCCCAAUGCAAGAACUUCCUCCUCUUCUUGACCAGGGUAGGACUACUCCUGGGUCUGGCUAACCCUCUGGUGACCUCCGCCUCCUGCCCUUCGGCCUGCCGGUGUGAUGGGACCUUCAUCUACUGUAAUGAUCGAGGCCUCACCUCCAUCCCUACUGGCAUUCCGCUGGAUGCUACUGUUCUCUUCCUCCAAAACAACAGGAUCAAGAGCUCAGGGAUACCCACUGAUCUGAAGAGGCUAAGCAACGUGGAGAAGAUAUAUCUGUACUGUAAUAAUCUGGAUGAGUUCCCCCAAAACCUGCCGAUAGGGGUCAAAGAGCUGCAUCUACAGGAGAAUAAUAUUCGCAUGAUUACGCAUGCGUCGCUGGGUCAGAUCCCGGUGAUCGAGGAGCUACACCUGGAUGAUAACUCUGUCUCGGCGGUUAGCAUCGAGGACGGAGCGUUCAGGGACAGCAACCACCUGAGACUACUCUUUCUCUCCAGGAACCACCUGAGCACCAUCCCGUCCGGCCUUCCGCAGACCAUCGAGGAGCUGCGCUUCGACGACAACCGCAUCUCGUCGAUAUCGGAGGCGUCCCUGCAGGACCUGAUCAACCUAAAGAGACUCGUCCUGGACGGGAACCUGCUCAACAACCGCGGCAUCGGCGAGACGGCCUUCAUCAACCUGAUCAAUCUCACCGAGCUCUCCCUGGUGAGAAACACCCUGACGUCGCCGCCGGCUAACUUACCGGGAACCAGUUUGGAGAAACUGCAGCUCCAAGACAACCACAUCAACCGGGUACCGGCCGGGGCCUUCGCUUUCCUCAGGCAGCUGUAUCGACUGGAUCUAUCGGGCAACAACCUGAGCAGUCUGCCUCAGGGAGUGUUCGAAGACCUGGAUAACCUCACGCAGCUCCUGCUCCGUAACAACCCGUGGCAGUGUACCUGCCAGAUGAAGUGGGUGAGAGACUGGUUAAGGUCGCUGCCGACAAAAGUCAAUGUCCGAGGGUUUAUGUGCCAGGGACCGGACAAGGUCAAGGGUAUGGCUAUUAAGGAUUUGUCCAUGGACUUGUUUGACUGUGGCGUCUCUGACUUGGGCAGGGGCCAGGGGGGCCCAACCGAGACCGGCACCGUCUCUAACACCUCACCCCCCUCACAACCCCAAUGGCCCUCCUUUGUGACCAAAAGACCAGUGGUGAAAAUGGCUGACCGGAAUAAGAACUACCGCAGUACAACGACACCAUCAGGUAGAAAGAUCAUCAGAAUAAGUGUGAAGUCGAGCAGUGCCGAGACAGUGCACAUCUCCUGGAGGGUUUCCGUACCCAUGACUGCCAUGAGGCUCAGUUGGUUAAAACUGGGCCACAACCCUUCGUUCGGUUCCAUCACGGAGACCAUCGUACAGGGGGAGAGGACGGAGUACCUCCUAACGGCUCUAGAACCGGAAUCCUCGUACAGGAUAUGCAUGGUUCCCAUGGAGACCAGUAACAUUUACCUGACGGACGAGACACCGGUUUGCAUAGAGACAGAGACCAGUUCUCUGAAGGCCUACAACCCCACCACCACACUGAACCGCGAGCAGGAAAAGGAGCCUUACAACACUUCCAGUCUGCCUUUGGCCGCGAUCAUCGGCGGGGCCGUGGCUCUGCUGGCAAUAAUAAUGCUGGCGCUUGUGUGCUGGUACGUGCACAGGAACGGCUUGCUGUUUUCCAGGAAUUGCACCUACAACAAGGGCCGACGGAGGAAGGACGAUUACGCCGAGGCGGGGACGAAAAAGGAUAACUCAAUCUUGGAGAUACGAGAGGCCUCUUUUCAGAUGAUCCCUAUACACCCCGUGCCCGUGUCCAAAGAGGAGUUUGUGAUACAUACGAUUUUCCCUCCGAACGGAUUGAGUCUGUACAAGAGCCCGCACAGCGAGACCAGUAUUAGCAACAGAAGCUACAGAGACAGUGGAAUACCUGAUUCAGACAACUCCCAUUCAUGAUAUUGAUAACACGGGACAUUUGGUAUAUAAAUGAGUGCGUUCGUUUGAUGACUUGAAACUAAGUGGCUGUAAGACUUUGUUAUAAAAACACUGGAUCUAAAAGACUGAGUGGGGGAAGCAAUGUUCGUCUGUACAUUUGCCCGUUACAUUUACAUUUAAGGACAUUUUUAGGACAAAGAGGAGAAGAAAUGUGGUUGACGUUGCAGAUAGUAGGGCCACCACUGAGCCGCAGGUCAGUGUAUGUUGUAACUAAAACCGCAAUUCUAUAUUUUAGGGGUUUGUAGUAAUUUGUACUGUAUUUCCUUUGGUUUACGGUUACCCUAACAACCAACCAUAAAAAAAAAAAAACAGUUCUACU